AAUAAGCCUGCAUCUGGACACUAUACUGAGAACAAGAAUCACGUCCGGAAUCUUGGAUUUGAUAGCGCUCCAGCUCGGGAGGGAAGACGGGUCGGGGGGGCAAAACAGGUGCAGGCAUUCCUAUGAGGACCAUGACUCGUCUGGGCGCGGAUUUCUUUAUGGGAACAGUGUCAGGAUCGGUUACUUUGUCGGUGCUCAUCUCCAUUUGGGCUGCUGCGAGCGAGGCAGGAGGGAAGGUCUGCUCAGGGUGUUCGAUAUCCUGUUUGGGUAGCAAGUUCGAAGCCGAGUUGGUGCGGUUGGUGGGGUCGCAUGUUGUAUUGUCCAUGUCUUGUCGCAGUAAAGUCACCUGGAGAAAGAGAUUAGAAGGCUUUGCUACUAGCAAAAUGCUAUGGAAGAGAGGAUAAGCGGAGACGACGAAGGAUGAGUGAGGCGAGAGAGUGGUGAUAACAAGGGAAUGAAAGUGGAUCGGAGAAAGUAGAGGAAGUGAG
Messenger RNA from Gamsiella multidivaricata, 488 nucleotides. RefSeq lists its product as uncharacterized. The record is from RefSeq and is a predicted model, not a curated record. The coding region runs from base 123 to 404 and encodes 93 amino acids. Lineage: Eukaryota; Fungi; Mortierellomycota; Mortierellomycetes; Mortierellales; Mortierellaceae. The transcript has a single exon.